Molecule: messenger RNA, 1230 nt
Organism: Acaulospora morrowiae
Lineage: Eukaryota; Fungi; Glomeromycota; Glomeromycetes; Diversisporales; Acaulosporaceae
Source: the annotation of a GenBank genome assembly
AUGGCAUCUAGGAAUAAUACAGCAGGUACUUUUUCAGAGGAAGGGGAACUUUUUGACUCACCUACCAGAAUAGAGAGUGGUCCAAGUCGAAAAACUCGCCCUUGCCGUAACCAGAAGAAAAGACAAGAAUCCGUAGAUUUAAUUAAUGAACCAUAUGGGCUACCAUCUUCUAGCGGUUCGCAUAAUUCCUUAAGUGUUUUUCAAGAUCCAGCAAGAAUUGCGACUGAAAGGAGUCCGAGGCCGGAAAAUACUACAUCUCGAGCGCGCAGACCUUCCAAGAGAGCCCUUGAUACAGCUGAGUUGGGAUCUUUAACGCAUACAAAUAGUUCGUCCGCUUCGUCAAGGUCCAACAAACGUAGGAUGUUGGUAAAAAAUGAAGAAGUACCUACCAAUGCGAACGGAAACAAUUCCCAGAGAAUAAUUCUCCCACCGCCUCAAAGAAACUCACCUAUCCGAAAUUCUCCUCUUGGAAGUUCGCCCGCUCGCAUUUCGUCUGCUUGUAAUUCACCUGUUCGAAACUCCCAAUACGCAUCUUCCCAAUCAUCCGAUCAAGCUUCCAUGGAUGGACACAUCACUGGUGGAGUAACUUUACCUCCUAUUUCUUUGCCCGAACAUUCUACACAUGGUAGAAUAACCUUACCUCCUCUUCGAUCUGUGCUACCCAUUGAUGUUGAACAUUACGCAGAGUCGAUCCUUAAUUUUCAAGAAGAAGUUGAUGAGGUGGUUGAUCUCACAUCUUCACCGCCUUAUCCGUCACCACCUCCUGUUAUUGAUUUGACUUCUUCUCCAGUGAUCGUACCGUACACACCUUACCCUUCAUUCCCUCCUUACAGAUUCGCAUUAGAGUCUCAAGUUAAUCCGGAAGUGAUUUUAAUUGACGAUGACUCUUCAGAUGUUUCCCCUCCCCAAGUGCAAAGGGUUAUGCAGGAUGGAAAUAUGACCCCUCCUUACUCGCAAGAUAGGUCUACCACUCCGCCUCAUCCAUCACAGACACAAAAUGAGACCUCGGUACCAUCCCUAGCUGGCAAUGGUACUUCUAUUCCCAGAGGUCUUCAACUUAAGUGUGCAAUUUGCCUUGAUCGACCGAAAGAUGUCUCAUCUACAAUCUGUGGGCAUAUUUUCUGUUUUGAGUGCAUUAGUACGGCUGUGAGAACACAGAAGACAUGUUCCCUUUGCAGGAAGUCUAUUACCAAAAAACAAAUCAAGCGCCUAGAAUUCAAACAUUUGUGA